Chiroxiphia lanceolata (lance-tailed manakin) is the source of this 3178-nucleotide messenger RNA. It is a transcript of the gene CLDN20, whose product is annotated as claudin 20. Gene Ontology annotation, biological process: bicellular tight junction assembly; cell adhesion. Gene Ontology annotation, molecular function: structural molecule activity. The record is from RefSeq and is a predicted model, not a curated record. Lineage: Eukaryota; Metazoa; Chordata; Aves; Passeriformes; Pipridae. Gene Ontology annotation, cellular component: bicellular tight junction; plasma membrane.
GCCUCUGUCUGUUUUAUUCCAUAAUCUCUUUGCUUUCCCUUACUGAAUGUUUUUUCAAACAAACUCAUUAAACAAAGUACUCCUUUAUUCUCGGGUAGAUGGAACUAAGAGAGAGAACAAACAGCAGUAAUGCACUUGCUGUAGAGAACAGAAAAAAAAAAAAACAUUCCAAGAAAUUUUGUUAAUACAUGCCAAUGCAGUUUUAUAUGAGAAGGGAUAGUUCCAUUCAAGAGAAACUGCAUUUUCCAGGACAUCUACAGUGAAGAAAACAUCUCAGACCUCACAUCCAGCAAGGGCUACAGCUUGGCACUCAUUUUCUCGAGAGAAAAGACAGACAAAAGGUGACAGCAGAUAAUCAUCAUGGCAUCAGCAAGUCUGCAGUUCUUUGCUUUUAUUCUGGCUUUGUUUGGUGUUUUUGGAGAUAUCGCGGCCACCCUGCUACCAAACUGGAAGGUAAAUGCAGAUGUUGGCUCAAAUAUCAUAACAGCUAUAACACAGAUGCAAGGACUUUGGAUGGACUGCACGUGGUACAGCACUGGGAUGUUUAGCUGUACCCUGAAAUACUCCAUUCUCUCUCUCCCCGUCUACAUCCAGGCUGCACGGACCACCAUGGUACUGUCUUGUAUCCUAUCAGCAUUUGGGAUCUGCAUCACUACAGUUGGAAUGAAAUGCACAAAGUUGGGAGGGGACAGUGACAGCAAAAGUCACGCUUGUUUUGCUGGAGGAAUCUGCUUCAUUCUUGCAGGAAUCUCUGGUUUAGUACCAACAUCCUGGUACACAAGAGAAAUUAUUUCAAAUUUUCUGGACCAGACCAUUCCAGAGAGCAGUAAACAUGAACCAGGAGGAGGUUAUACAGGAUUCAUUUCAGCAGGCUUUCUGCUUAUCGCAGGUGUGAUCUUCUGCACUUCGUGUUUUAACAAGCAGCAAGGAGGAUGGAUUUACCCUCCAAAGCAGCACCAUUUCCCAUCCACAGAGCAGGAGAGCAAUGAAGGUUACAACCUGAAGGACUAUGUGUAAAUAGUUACUUCUAUCCAUUCAAGGGGUUUUUUAUGCGCUAAUUGUAGUUUGAUUAUUUCAAAGAAUGUAUAACCAAGCACUUAACUUUUCCUAUAUCUGGGUUGCAGUUAUGUUUAUGCAAGGUAUUUAAUUCAUAGGGGCAUCCACAAGAAGGAAAGAAGUAGAAAAAUGGUAAUGGUCUGCUACAAAAGUACUUUAUUUUGCUGAUUUUUCAAACCAUGCUGACUUUCCACGUAGCAUUUACUGAAGAAAAAGGAACUAUUUUCAAACAUAACUGACUGUACAAUUAAGGUACCGAUGUCUUGUUAUAGGAAAGAUGAUUAAAGACUAACUGCUUUCUAUUUAGCGAAUCAGGCUUUCAAUAACGUAACAUUUUAUAGUGUAUUUUACAUUUUUAUCCCUAUCUUAGUUAUGAUGCAAGGAAAAGAAGCUCAAACAUUAUUUGUCCAAGAAGCCCAAUUCAAUGUUUUUUAAAAAGCAGACACAUCUGCCUUUCAUUUUCAACUGUAAAUUGCCUCGUAACUAGAUUUCAUAACAAAAAAAAUAAACAAACCACCACCACAAAAAACCCAACAAACAAAAAAAAAACCACAACAAAAGCUCAUGGCUCCAAACCUUAGCUGCACUGUAUGCUGUAUACUGAUAUAUGCAUAUCAGACUGAAGAAUCAGCAGUAUCAUUUAGAUCUUGCCAAACACAGCUCUCGCACCUCAAACUGCCACCUGCUGUGGGUUUCAUUGAUUAUUGUUAAGAAAUGUCUGCUGGACAUUCACCAAUUGCUACUAAUCUAUCACUGCACAAUGAAUGUUAGAUAACGAGGAGCAAUACAACAACAGAAAUGUAACCAUAACUCUGAAAACACCUGCAAAUUUUAACACACAGCAUAUAAACCCCUGUAGGGUCUCUUUCAGGUCCACUCCCAUGUAUUCUCUUACUGUAAAAUGUAGCAUACAACAAUCAUAAGACAGCUCCAUUAUUUAUUUUCUUAACUCCCUUAUUUUGAAUAAUUAUCUUAAAUCCCUUAACCUUCUCUUUCACCACAUAGAUUUUGUUUUGUAUUAGUCACUGGCAAGGUAUGUUGUAUCUAAAUACUUCCCUAAACAACAACCAUAUUGAUGAAGGAAAAGGGGUACGAUUCAGGCCUUUAAAUUUAGGAAUAUGGUAACGCUGGAUGAGUCUUUCGAUAAAACCAACUGCUAUUUAUUCUGCAUAUUUAUACACAACUUUUAUUUCCCAUGUUACUAGCCUGAAAUUUGCUAAAGCAGUAUGAAGGAGCCUAAACAUUAUAUGUUCAUUAAGUUGGAAGAAGUAAGAUCUUCUGCUAUAGCAUUUUAGAAAGCAGACUGUUUUAUGAGUUUAACAUGUAAAGAAUCUAUUCACAGAGAGUCUUCAUUCUUCAUACAUAAAAUGGCAUUACAUCUGCUUUUUUUACUACUGUUACAGCCAUUUUGAGUUUCCUAUGUAUCAAUCAAGGAGUUUGUUUUGUACUAUUCCUAAAAUUACUAUCACCAGUUAUUUGGUAUUGCAGAGUCUUAACUAUGACCAAAAAGCCAAAUUUUCUUUUCUUAGACACAGUGUCGUAGAGCACCAUUCCAUUCCAUAAACCAAGUCUUUUAUGUCUCAACAUUCAUAGUAUUGUUGAAAUAAUAUUUAUACAUUGUGAGAAUUGAGGUAAACAACUCAUUCUCACAAACAUGCAUCUCCACCUUUAAUAAUGGGUUUGACGUGACACUUAGAUGUGAUCAUUGUUAUGUAUAUUAAUUAAAAUUAACAUCCGUAAAAUUAUAACCAAAAGGCAUCAAUUUACAGGAGGGCAUAACAGAAAGGUAAUAAUUGCAUCCUAUGUGCAAAAUGAAGUAUUCAUCGGUUACAUGCACUAGAAAUUUUUCUUCCUGAAACUUUAUACAGAAGUACCUGAACUUUGUAUGGUUAUGAAACAAAAAAUCAAGCACUGAGCCCUUCAUUCACAACAUGCUGAAGGACCUUUCCAAGGAGACAGGUUCUAUGAGAAGAUGUAUUGAGAAAAAUCAAUCUAUAACAGGAGUUUGAAGGAAACAAAAUAUAGUGAAAACAGGUGCCAGUUCUGUCUGAAAAAAUUGUACUUUCUGCAUUUGCAGUAUAAGCAAUUCUUGUUUUAACUCAAAGAAAUAUGUUAAAUAAAA